Molecule: messenger RNA, 1007 nt
Organism: Vigna angularis (adzuki bean)
Lineage: Eukaryota; Viridiplantae; Streptophyta; Magnoliopsida; Fabales; Fabaceae
Product: proteasome subunit beta type-3-A
Exons: 5
Coding region: 128-742 (204 amino acids)
Biological process (GO): proteasome-mediated ubiquitin-dependent protein catabolic process
Cellular component (GO): proteasome core complex; proteasome core complex, beta-subunit complex
Source: RefSeq, a predicted model, not a curated record
GUAUGGAUAUAAUUUAUAUAUUUAUUAAAUUUAGCACCACGUUAGGGCUUAGUUCCAAACACUACAGAUUUUAGCAAAUACCCGUGUAUGUGACGAAAUCAGAAAAUUGGUUGAUCAGCAGCGAAAGAUGUCGAUCUUCGAGUACAAUGGGAGUGCCCUAGUGGCCAUGGUGGGGAAGAACUGCUUCGCCAUUGCCAGCGAUCGGAGACUCGGGGUUCAGCUCCAGACUAUCGCCACCGAUUUCCAGAGGAUUUCCAAGAUCCACGACAAGCUUUUCAUCGGUCUCUCGGGCCUCGCCACCGACGCUCAGACGCUCUACCAGCGCCUCGUUUUCCGCCACAAAUUGUAUCAGCUGCGUGAAGAGAGGGAUAUGAAGCCCGAAACCUUUGCUAGCCUAGUCUCUGCUAUUCUCUACGAGAAAAGGUUUGGUCCAUACUUUUGCCAACCUGUAAUUGCUGGACUAGGAGAUGAAGAUAAACCUUUCAUUUGCACCAUGGAUGCGAUUGGAGCAAAGGAACUUGCAAAAGAUUUUGUUGUAGCCGGUACUGCAUCUGAGUCUCUUUAUGGGGCUUGCGAGUCAAUGUUUAAGCCUGACAUGGAACCAGAGGAAUUGUUCGAGACUAUCUCCCAAGCGCUACAAUCAUCUGUCGAUCGAGAUUGUUUAAGUGGCUGGGGUGGACAUGUUUAUGUUGUCACCCCAACCGAAGUAAAGGAGACGAUAUUGAAAGGAAGAAUGGAUUAACUUUUAAGAGUGCUUGUUUAGAGACGUACUACUUUCCGAGGUUCCCGAGCGUGAAAGGGGAACUUUAUUGGAUAGACGUUCAAUCCCAUUUCAAAUGGAAAAACAAACAUGCUUAUAAGUCAACCAAGUCACCCAUUUCUUAUUAUUUUGUAACUUAGCUUGAAUUUAAAUGAUGAUCGUUUACCAUCAAUUGUGCAAGAUACCUUGUGAUUGUGGCAUUUAACCACAUGCACCUUGAAAAGUACUUCGCACAGUUUUUAGUCCA